GAGGUUUAGCAAAUAGCAGUGCACCCACUUCAUCUUUGCUAGCAUUCCCCUAUUCUUCUUCCUCCGCCGGCGUGGAGCCCUACCCUUCGCUACUCCGCCGGCCGUCGAUCAUUGGAAUUCACCGUGAGAUUACAAUGGCCACGCGUCCACCAUCGCAAUAAGCUCUGGAAGUAUUAUCUGAAACAAAUUUCAAACGAGAAUAAUGCUAACAGUCAGAUAUGCGAGGCAAACCCGGGCCUUCCUCUCCCCUCCUUCCAUCGCCGCCAGUACCACCGGCGCGGUUCUCUUCUUCUCAUCCUCCACGGUCCAGUCUAUCCCUUUUCUCCCCUCCUAUCCCUUCUUCCCUUCCUUCUCCUCUAGUCCUAUAACUUCAAAUGAAUCCCAAUCGGAGAUACACAAAGACGAUGUUGUCCACUACUUCCGAGAGUGGUUUAUGUCUCGGAAGAAACCCCUCUUGGAUAGUAUCUUCGAAAUCCUCCGCACUCAGGACGAGUCCUCUGCCGAUUCAGCCAUUUCCCGGCUCAAUCUCCCCCUCUCCGAAACCCUAGUUCUGGAUGUACUGAGUUAUGAGAAAAAAGACGUGCUAUCUUGCUUGAGGUUCUUCGAUUGGGCAGGCAGGCAGCCGGGUUUUCACCAUACUAGAGCUACAUUCAAUGCAAUUUUUCGGAUCCUAUCAAAAGCGAAGCUGAUGAGCUUAAUGUUGGAUUUUUUACAAAAUUAUAUGAAACAGAGGUAUGUCCAUAAGGUCAGAUAUUACAAUAUCUUAGUCAUUGGGUAUGCUGUAGCUGGAAAAUCCGAGACUGCACUCCAACUGUUCGGUAGAAUGCGUUUCAUGGGUGUGGACUUGGACGCCUUUUCAUACCACGUCCUUAUGAAUUCGCUUGUGGAGCAGGGUUAUUUUGAUGUGGUAGAGACAGUGGCAAAGGAAAUUAGAGCCAGGGGCUUUCAGGACGAGGUCACACAUUCCAUUAUGAUGAAGAGUUUCUGUAAGCAGAAUCAGCUAGAGAGAGGUGCAGAAUAUUUGCGGGGUCUUGUGCAGGAUGACACAGCACGAUUGAGUGGAAUUGCUGUUGGUACGUUAGUGGAUGCCUUGUGUAAGGAUAAUCAAUUUGAGAGAGCUGCCUUGUUAGUUGAGGAGUUUCGAAGAAUGGGUUUGUCUUCAAUGGAGCACGCUUAUGGUGUGUGGAUUAGGGACCUUGUCAAGGUUGGGAAGUUGGAUGGUGCUUUAGAAUUUUUGAAGGAUAAGCAGGCGAUUGAGGGGUAUGUUCCUGAUGUCUUCCGUUAUAACAUGUUAAUAUGCAGGCUUUUAAGGGAGAGUAGGAUCGAGGAGGUCUAUGAUUUAUUGGUGGACAUGAAAGAAAGGGAGGUACUACCAAACGAUGUUACUAUGAAUGCUAUCUUGUGCUUUUUGUGCAAGGCUGGAAGGAUGGAUAUUGCAAUGGACUUAUACGAUUCAAGAGCGGAGUUUGGCCUCUCUGUUAAUUGCAUGCUUUAUAAUUAUCUUAUAAACACUCUCUUGGGGGAUGUCAGUACUGAUGAAGCUUAUCGUCUGUUGAGGAUAUCAAUAGAAGAGGGUUAUUUUCCUGGUGAAAAGACCUUCUCUAUUAUUGCUGAUGCUCUUUGCAGAGAAGGAAAGCUCGACAAGAUGAAGGAGUUGGUGCUUUUUACGUUAGACCAGAAUAUCAUGCCCAAUACCUUGACAUAUGACAAGUUCAUAUCGGCUUUAUGCCGGGCCGGUAGAGUUGAAGAAGGAUACUUGGUACAUGGGCUGCUCAACAGGUUCAAUAAAGCAGCUCGUAAGGGUACUUACUCGAACAUGAUAAGUGGAUUUAGUAAAUCAAGUAGAGGGGAUAUUGCAGCUCGAUUGCUCAUUGAAAUGCAAGACAAAGGUUAUAGACCAAGUAGGAAUUUGGUUAGAGACGUUAUAUGCUGUUUAUGUAAAACAGAUAAUCCUGAGACUCAAUUUUUCAGAUUGCUUGAGAUGCAGCUUGCUCGCCACCGGUCGUCUACCUCUGUAAUUUACAACUUCUUCAUUGAUGGAGCUGGUCAUGCUCUGAAGCCUGAACUGGCUACGCAAGUAUAUGAAAUGAUGAGAAGAAGUGGUAUUGAACCAGACUUGAGGUCUGACAUCCUGCUGUUGCGAAGUUAUCUGAAAAGCAAAAAAAUUUCUCUUGCUUUGCAUUUGUUCCGUGAUAUUUCCAUGAGAAGGUGUAAGAGGAAAUUAUGGCACACAAUGAUUGUUGGUCUUUGCAAAGCGAGGAAACAUGAGUAUGCAUCACAGAUAUUGGAUAAUAUGAAGGAAAACAAAUUAAGACCAAGUAUUGAAUGUUACGAGGAACUUAUAAAGUUGUAUUGUGAGUUGGGGCAAUAUUACAAAGCUAUAGAUCUUGUUAAUGAUAUGACUCAAAUGGGUCGUCCUGUUUCUUCCUUCAUCGGCAAUGUAUUUCUGUUGCAUGCAUUAAAAACUAGGAAAGUAUACCAUGCUUGGGCUUAUUUAAGUCAUGAGCAAAACCUAACACCUGCCUGUUGGAUGUUGGGUCACGUUAUUGGUGUUUUCUCGGGUUCUAUUGAAGGGAACCAUGAUGACGAGGAGCUUGAAAAACUGAUUCAGCAGUGCUUCCAACUAGAUAUUUACACUAACAAUAUGCUAUUGAGAAGAUUAUGCAGGAGUCGGGUGGACCAUGCUUGUAAAUUUGUGUCCAGAUUGCGGGAAAAAGGAUUUGAGCCAAACAGAUGGACAUAUGAUAUAAUUGUCCAUGGUUUAGCCAAAGAUGGCCGGACUGCAGAGGCUAGAACAUGGAUGGAAGAGAUGCUCCAUAAAGGGUUUCACCUAACUGAAGUUACCAAAAAAAUUAUCUAACAUGAAAUGGAAAGUCACUGUGUUUAACGGGAGGGUUUCAAAAUAAUGGGUAGAUGUAAAGCUUCCAAGAAAGCUUGGAGCUGGAAUUGUGAUAUAUAUAAGCACAACUUUCAAUAUGUUUCACGAGAGACUUCGAGGUUCCAGCAAAUUCUCUGUUUGGGAGCAUGUGAAAUUUGUUCUGACAAUGUUUCCAAGGUUCAUGGAGGAAAUCAAAUGUGGUUUAUCUUUUCUAUAGGGCAUUACUGCAUCGAAUCCUGCCCCAAGUGAGGGCCAAAAGGGAUUCAAUGAAGUGUCUGCUGGAUAAGUGAGCUAGAAAGACUAGAAGUCAUGAAGAGGUACCUAUGAAAAUGAAUCACCUAACAUCCAUCUUACUCCUGCCAGCAUUUAACCAGUGCUGCGGCUUGUGGACGUGGCUUUUCCAGGGGAAAACGUGCAGACAACUUCACAUGAUCGAUCUGUGAGUUGGUGUUGUGGUUGUUGGUUGUUACUUUAUCUUCUCUGAAAGAUUCUGUUGCUCCUAUUCCCGAGCUGGCCAAUCACUUCCAAAUAAUAACAGAUGAUUCUCAAAAUGGAACAACCAGUUCACGCAAUGCAUAAGCUUCAGAGUUUGAGAUGAAGAGUGAACAAAUGUUCUGCAUUGCUGUUGAAGGAGAUCAAAACUAGAUCCUUCGCCGUCUCUGCUUCAACACAAAUUACAGUUUUUCUUAUGCUUUUGUUAACUGCGAGGGCUAAUUGUUAAAGUAUCAUAUCCUGGGUUUAAUAUCUGCUGCAGGUUGGCAACAAAGAAGCCAAGCAGUAGGGUGGUGCUCAUAACGAAGAUUCUCACCAGAAGCAGAUGUCAACUACAUACUUUGUAAGAAAUUGUGAAGUUUGAAGUCUUGCACGGAGCCUAUUAUUAACAGUUCGAAAGACCAAUAUAAUCAGUAAAUUAUUCCUGACUAUAGAAUUGUGUCUAUUAAUUGUUACUAUGCGUUAUAUUCAUUGGCUUGCUGAAAAAGUAGCUGACAGUUAUUUAUUUAGUUUACUUGUAUGAUAAUUCAAACAAAUUUCAGAAGAAUAUAAAUGAUGCAUUCACUUU
This is a messenger RNA of Sesamum indicum (sesame), 3938 nucleotides long. RefSeq names its product pentatricopeptide repeat-containing protein At1g71210, mitochondrial. The record is from RefSeq and is a predicted model, not a curated record. Lineage: Eukaryota; Viridiplantae; Streptophyta; Magnoliopsida; Lamiales; Pedaliaceae. Gene Ontology annotation, molecular function: protein binding; mRNA binding.